AAUAAAACAAAAUAAAGCGGAAAUAAUAAUAAUAAUAAGCAGUAUAAGGAAAAUAUUUGCGAAAUUCUUUAAAUUAUGGAACAAAACACAGAGCAGAAACAGCAUUGCCAACAAAUACAGCAGCAGCACUCACUGAUGGGCCUACCGCCAUUACCGAAAAGUCUCAGCGUCGCAGCUGCGACCACAUUGGGACCUGGUGUAGGGGGAAUUGUCACCAGGCAUGGGCAGACCCAGGCACAGAUGCAGAUUCACCCACAAAUGCGCUCGCAAUCGUCAUCACCAAUGCAAGCUCAACCUGCUGCUUCGGCUAAUGCUGUUGCCGCAUUGACUUCUGCUACUGGUGAUCUGUAUCUAGGUCCAUCCACCUCGUCAGCAGCCAUGACGGGUAAUAGACAUCGCAACUACAAUGGCCACGGCCGUCAUGGAAGCUUGUCAUCCACACAAGAGUCCCUUAGUGAUCGCGAGAGCGUACACAGUCGAGCUUCGUCUACACACAGCGCAAACGGGGCUGCAAUGCAACAACAGAAAUCGCACACUCCCACGCCCAGCAACGAUAGCUCCAGCACUAUUGAUAAUCAGCUAGCCAUACUUCGCCGCGAAAUGUACGGAUUACGGCAAUUGGACCUGUCUCUUCUAUCGCAACUAUGGGCGCUCAAUGAGUCCAUACAAGGAUUUCGAGUGUUUCUUCAGGAGCAGGAUGCAUUGUCGCCACCGUCGCGAUCACGAACCCCAUCUGAUGCCAACUCACUUUCAUCUGAUGAGGAAGAUGGCUCCUAUGCACCAGUUGGUGCUCCAAAGCUGAGCACUCUGUCAGCUCCUAAUGUAGCGCUUUCGUCGCCAGCGGCUAGUGUCGGUUUACCAACAAAAUUAGCCACGGGCUCUACCACUUCGCAUACGUCAACCAGUUCGACCUCCGGAGCCUCCGGGUCCUCGUCUGCUGCGUCUUCGAUGGGCAAGCAUCACCAGCAGCAUCAGCUCCAACAACAGCAGCAUAUGCCUCAUUAUCAUCAUAAACGAUCGCUACCGCCGCCAGCACCACCCGCUCAGCAUAAGGCGCAUCCUCAAUUACCGCGUAUACUGCAGCAACGAAUGAGGCAUGCUCCACCGCCGCCACCACCCACUCGACCCAAAAGCAGCGGAGGUGGUGCAAGUAGCAGCAGCAGCAAUCACAGUAUCAGCAGCGUCACGCAAUUGCAACAGCAUGCGCAGCAUCAGAGGCCCGUAUGACAAAACCCGUUCUUGGA
Drosophila busckii is the source of this 1244-nucleotide messenger RNA. It is a transcript of the gene lmgB, whose product is annotated as wiskott-Aldrich syndrome protein homolog 1. NCBI's taxonomy places the organism in Eukaryota, Metazoa, Arthropoda, Insecta, Diptera, Drosophilidae. The transcript has a single exon. The record is from RefSeq and is a predicted model, not a curated record. The coding region runs from base 76 to 1227 and encodes 383 amino acids.